Messenger RNA from Suncus etruscus (white-toothed pygmy shrew), 1824 nucleotides. It is a transcript of the gene SPNS3, whose product is annotated as SPNS lysolipid transporter 3, sphingosine-1-phosphate (putative). Gene Ontology annotation, cellular component: membrane. Gene Ontology annotation, biological process: transmembrane transport. Gene Ontology annotation, molecular function: transmembrane transporter activity. The record is from RefSeq and is a predicted model, not a curated record. The transcript has 15 exons. Lineage: Eukaryota; Metazoa; Chordata; Mammalia; Eulipotyphla; Soricidae.
AUGUCUGCUGAGUGUCCAGAGCCUGGACCACACCUGCCGUUUCUAGGGUCAGGUGAUCAUACUAGGACUUCAGAAGCAGAUCAAUGUUCUCCUCUGAUCAAGCCUGGCCCCUGGAGCCUGCCCACCUGGAGAGCUUAUGUGGCUGCUGCAAUUCUCUGCUAUAUCAACAUGCUGAAUUACAUGAACUGGUUCAUUAUUGCAGGAGUGCUACAGGACGUGCAGAAGUUUUUUCAAAUCCAUGACAGCAAUGCUGGUUUGCUGCAGACAGUUUUCAUCGGCUGUGUCCUGUUAUCUGCACCAGUGUUUGGCUACUUGGGUGAUCGUCAUAGCCGCAAAGCCAUCCUGAGCUUCGGGAUCUUGGUCUGGUCUGGAGCAGGCCUUGCUAGCUCCUUCAUCUUGCCCCAGCAUUCCUGGCUCUUCUUCCUGUCUCGGGGAGUCGUGGGCACGGGCACAGCCAGCUACUCCACCCUCGCCCCCACUGUCCUGGGCGACCUUUUCGUGAAGGAUCAGCGGACCAGGGUGCUGGCUGUCUUCUACAUCUUCAUUCCAGUUGGAAGUGGUCUGGGCUACGUGCUGGGGUCGGUUGUGACAGAUUUGACUGAGGACUGGCGUUGGGCCCUCCGUGCCAUGCCCUGCCUGGAAGCUGUAGCCUUUAUCCUGCUGAUUGUGCUGGUGCCAGACCCACCCCGGGGGGCAGCUGAGAAGCAGGAAGAGGUGGUUACUGGGGAUCUAAGGAGCAGCUGGUGUCAAGAUGUCAUAUACCUGGCAAGAAACCAGAGUUUUGUGUGGUCCACCCUUGGAGUGACAGCGAUGGCCUUUGUGACAGGUGCUCUGGGCUUUUGGGCCCCCAAGUUUCUGUUUGAGGCACGCGUGGUGCAUGGGCUGCAGCUGCCCUGCAUCCAUGAGCCAUGCAGCAGCCAGGACAGCCUGAUUUUUGGUGUGAUUACUGUUGUGACUGGUAUCUUUGGAGUCAUCAUGGGAGCAGAGGCUUCGAGGAGGUACAAGAAAGUCAACCCCAGGGCCGAGCCCCUCAUAUGUGCCUCUAGCUUGCUGGCUGCAGCUCCCUGCCUCUACCUGGCACUCAUUCUGGCCCCCAGAACAAUCUGGGCCUCCUAUGUGUUCCUGGCUCUCGGGGAGCUCCUGUCCUGUAACUGGGCGGUGGUGGCUGACAUCCUCUGGUAGUCUGUGGUUGUGCCUCAGUGCCGGGGGACUGCAGAGGCGCUUCAGAUCACCAUCGGCCAUAUCCUGGGAGAUGCUGGUAGCCCCUACCUCACUGGACUGAUAUCCAGCAUUCUGCGGUCCAGCCGGCCUAACUCCUACUUGCAACGCUUUCUCAGCCUGCAGCAGAGCUUCCUAUGUUGCGCCUUUGUCAUCGCUUUGGGAGGUGGCUGCUUCCUGCUGACAUCACUGUACCUGGAGAAGGACCAGGUCCAAGUCCGGUGGCCUGGUCCAGUAUCUCGGGAAUUCCUGCAGAGCCACACCUUCUACUUCUUCCCAGUUAGAGAGUUGCCAUGGUCUGGCUCUGGGCUGGAAAUUGAACCAUCCGUGUCCUCUGUGGAUCAUGAAAGUGGAGGACAUGCUUCUGGACACGCUUCCUCUGACCUGAAGGUGGAACCAGAUGAGUGUCAGAGACAGUUCACAUCUGAAGCACAGAACAGCCCAGCAGGGGGUCUCUCUGUGGGACCACACUUGUCGCUGGCAUUAGAGCAGCUGAUCACAGCGGGCCCUAUGGAAGCUGAACAGCUUCCAGGAGGUCACUAUUCCCGCCUGAUUGCCAUCUUCACCAUGCCAGCCUGUGGAGACUGCUGGGAGACCAGCAGCUGA